Molecule: messenger RNA, 1389 nt
Organism: Panthera uncia (snow leopard)
Lineage: Eukaryota; Metazoa; Chordata; Mammalia; Carnivora; Felidae
Gene: FABP3
Product: fatty acid binding protein 3
Exons: 4
Coding region: 85-486 (133 amino acids)
Biological process (GO): fatty acid transport
Cellular component (GO): cytosol; nucleus
Molecular function (GO): fatty acid binding
Source: RefSeq, a predicted model, not a curated record
CGCGCGGGCCGGGAACCGCGGGUCCCGGAGUCCUUGCACGCGUGUUCUGUCUCCUCAGCUUUCUCGGCCUAGCCCAGCCUCACCAUGGUGGACGCCUUCGUGGGCACCUGGAAGCUAGUGGACAGCAAGAAUUUCGAUGACUACAUGAAGUCGAUUGGUGUGGGUUUUGCUACCAGGCAGGUGGCCAACAUGACCAAGCCUACCACAAUCAUCGAAAGAAAUGGGGACACUGUCACCAUAAAAACACAUAGCACCUUCAAGAACACGGAGAUCAGCUUCCAGCUAGGGGUGGAGUUCGACGAGACAACAGCGGAUGACAGGAAGGUCAAGUCCAUCGUGACGCUGGACGGAGGCAAACUUGUUCACCUGCAGAAGUGGAACGGGCAAGAGACAACACUGGUGCGGGAGCUAGUUGAUGGGAAACUCAUCCUGACACUCACCCAUGGCAGUGUAGUUUGCACUCGUACUUACGAGAAAGAGGCAUGACCUGUCCACUCCUUCACCGACUGCUCCUCUGCCAAUCGACUAGCCCUGGACUCAGCACCGAAUUGCCUCAUUUUUCCCUUUGGCGUUUUGUAUAAAUCCACCUGGGUUGGGGAAAUUCUUCUGGGGUCAGGUGACACCAGCCUAGAUCCGUUUCUGGCUCCCAGUGUGUAUGUUUGUUUUUUCAACUGCAUCCAAAGGGUGCUCUAAGGUCAAUAAAGCAGAGCCAAGGUCACCAAAUUGCCUUUUUGCCUUUGGUGACACGACUCUGGGAGUCUUGGUUUCCUGUGUGUCGGAGAGUGGGCAGAAAUACUGCCUGAAGGUCACUCAGAAGCAGCACAGAUGAGAGACUGAACUGGACAGUCUCAGGGACAGCGGUAGCUGAUCACGUAACGUGUGUAAGAGCACAAGAGCUGCACCUACACCUUGCCUUUACACUGUCCCCCCACCCCAUGGCCAAAUGAGCUAGUCCAACCUGGAAUAAUCCAUCAGUGGCCCGGCUUCCCCAGGCUUGGCUACUAAACUGUCACCUCAGGCCCAUCCUGCGCUGAAUGCCCUUGGGUUUGGAAAGCCGCUCUUGUCUGUGAAAUGCUGUGGUCUCUCUCUUUGCAGAACAUAGGCUCAGGACACAGGAUGCAGGCUUGUGCCUUCGUAGUAGGAGCAAAUGCUCGCUGGCCAAGAUGACUGCUAAGCUCCCUUCUAUGCCCUCGGCCAUUCAGGGUUAUGAAUUCUUACCGGUUCUCUAAUCAGCUCUGGGGGGAGAGGUCAUCUAAUCAUUACAGAAGAGAGGGCUUGUAAGUGAUCUCCUAAGAAGGCUGUGACCUGCUGGUGCCUCUGGCUCUGUACCUCAGCUGGGCCUCUCUCCAAGGUCUGAAGUAACAUAUUAAAUGUUUUUCUGUCAACUAA